GAGCUGCAGAGUCCGGCCCUGCGCACUACAAAACCUUACUCAGUAGCUCUGCAGUAAAAAACGCAGGAAAUACGUAGCCUAUAACAUAUGUAGUAUUCUUUUUUACUUCUACGUGUUCUACGGGUUCUUCUAAGUGUUUUAACUCAAUGUCUGAAAUCAAAAUUAAUACCUUAGUAUUUUGCCAUAGCUUUAUGGUGUAGGGUCAGCCAAUCGGUCAUAAACUCUUACAGAACCGAAAUUGUCCGCAAAAUGUGGGACUUUAAGUAAACGGGAUCUAGCAGAUACGGUACUUCUGCUUCAGAAUUUUCGAUAAAAACUUGGACUGGCUGUUUAGCAGUAAUUACAAUCGUUGAAGCAAAACCCACCGGAACAUUUCAUGCCGGACGUACAAUGGCCUGCAGCUGGUCCAUUUUGUCGUGCUUCGAAACCGCUCAUCCUUUUUAGGCUUCGAAACCGUUGAUCCAUUUGGAACGGAAACACAAAAGUGGGAGAGAUAUUCCGAAUAGUUGAACACUACCGCAACUGCAAGCACCGUGACAUUUCUAAACCGAACCUGCAUUGGACCGCACUCGGGAGACGGCCAGCAUGCAACACAAUAAAAUAAGUACGUAUGCGUCGUAUGAUGAAUUCAUAUUUGGACAUCGAUGAAAAAAACCUCCAUAGUCUGUUAGGCCGUGUGGUUUCCAUUUGCGACUUAGAGUACUCCGGCAAGCCAGUGCCCAGAGCCCAAGGCUCGUUCGUCCCUUUACAUUUUCUGUCCUUAUUUCUGAAACAGAGCCAUCCGUGCUGCUUCCUAUCGUUUUCCGAAGCAUACAUUCACUCUAAGAUAAUAACCACGAAGUGCGGAUUUUCCCUUCAAAAUUAUGUCAGCUCCGGACUGCUUCGGUACUAUAGCGCUCACGAUCCGGAUUUCACGAGCGUAUCCACCAUAAGAAUGAUGGAAACCAAGAGUUGCACUGGCACCGAAUGUACUGGCCAACCAUCUCCUAUGCAUUUAUUAGGGGAACAUCCUGCUCCUCUUUUACACACUGUUUUCCGAGCUAUUUCGCUGGUGAUUGCUGAAAUGCGAGCCAAAUACCCGGACCGUCCCCCUUGCAUUGUUAUCGAGGAUCUGAGCUUGAUUUUGGAUUUGGGCUGUGAAUUAAAAACAGUCAUCGCCUUUGUGCAUUCUCUGCAUUCCUUGGUAGAAGACGGAUGCUUAGUCCUUUAUACCAGUGCAUCAGAGGAUCUGGAGACCGAUGUUGAACUGCGCAAUUUUCUUUUCCAUUAUGCUGAAUGGAAUUUGGAGACAUACGGUCUUCGAAGUGGUUUAUCUUCAGCAUUGGACGGCGAGCUCCGCAUUUAUGUUCGCAAGCCCGGCAGUUUAUGCGAAACUAAUAAAAUCCUGCAGUACAAAGUUCAAGAGCGUCGGAUACAGUUUUUUGCUCCAGGAACAUCCCAUGGAACGUUGUGAUUUGUGAUGUCGAUUACCCUGAUUGUUCUUGUUGUCGCAUUUUUUAGAGGUAUUAUUAAUUUUUUUCUUACGUUUUCGACCAGCAGUACUUUGAUUCAUAAGCUCUUUCCAAAGCAAGGUGUUGUUAUGCUACCAGAAUUUUGGCUUAGUGUGUAAUUGAAAUAUGAUACUGUGCAUUUAUUAAUCGCUUAAUUUUUCCUAAUGACAUGUCUGCGAUAUUAAUUGAUUGGAUUAAAUUUUUUU
This is a messenger RNA of Paramacrobiotus metropolitanus, 1696 nucleotides long. Its product is annotated as elongator complex protein 6-like. The transcript has 4 exons. Gene Ontology annotation, biological process: tRNA wobble uridine modification. The record is from RefSeq and is a predicted model, not a curated record. NCBI's taxonomy places the organism in Eukaryota, Metazoa, Tardigrada, Eutardigrada, Parachela, Macrobiotidae. Gene Ontology annotation, cellular component: elongator holoenzyme complex. Bases 611 to 1453 code for a protein of 280 amino acids.